GCCCGAUUCACUGCUGUUUACACUCAUUUGACUAUUAAUGACUACACACAUUUCAAAAUGUCGAAAAGAUUGAAAGUUUCAGAAGGGGAUUGGACGUGUUCAGAAGCGAGGUUUGUUUCUAUUCAGUACCUCUGGAAUGAGUAGAAGCACAUUCAAAUAUAUUUCUGUUUUUUACAGUUGUGGAAAUCUGAAUUUCGCGCGAAGAACAAACUGUAAUCGUUGCGGCAAAGGUAUUUAUGAUUUAGGGCAUGCAUGGAAUAUUUAAUUUGAAGCUGAGAUUGUGCCUGUUCCUGACUGAAGAAUCCGUAUAGUGGGUUAAAAUAAAAUAAAAAUAAUGACAUUGUUAUUAUUCAUGCAUAUUCGCGGCAAUACUAGAUAUUUUAACAGAUUUAUAAAAGUAUCGAACUAGCGUCUUGCGAGUUGCAACUAGUACUCUGGUUACUGGUGGUUGUUCUAGCGACACAUGUUAAACCCAGUUAUGUCUUGCCAGCAUAAAAUAUGAAACAAAAAACAUCAGAUUUUUACCAAACAGGUCUGUGACUCUGUGGACACAAAGAUUUUCUUCCACAAUCAUACUAUCAUAGUACACAGCCCUGUUUACAUGAGACUUUUGAGGCAGGCUGGCUUGCCAAAACAAACCACUAGUCUCACUGCUAUAAAUAGAAUAAUAUAAAUAUAUUUCUCAUGAACCUGAAAUUUACACUUUCGCAAGCAACUUUCACAGUUAUAACCACAGAAUUGUUCACAGAGACCUUUUAAGAUCGACAUUUGUUGAGAACAGAGCACUAACACUCGGCCCACUUAGGCUAACACUUAGCCUAACACUUAGCCAGCCAGCCUUGGGUCAGUCAAUCAAGGCAGAUCUUUCUUUGGCGGGCCAGCUCAGUUCCCAUAUAAAUGCAAAAUGAAAUUUAUUAACCAACUUUCGUUGGUAGGGAUGCAACUACCUGAAAAAUCGUCUAGAGUGACUGAAAUUUAGUAGCUCCAACAGUUUAUGAAGUCACAGUUUAUGAGAUUUGGUGAGAAAUAGUAAUGAAUGCGAGAUCUCAUCUAAACUGGGCAGCUCUCCCCAUAUAGACAGCUCCUUACACUUGUCCUGAAAUAUUCCUUGUUAUAUUACUUAUGGUAUAGAGAAAGGAAAUGCAGUUGACAAAGUAAAGAAAAGUGGAGCAGAAAUUGGCAAACAUAUUGCUGAAAAAAGCAAGGGCUUAUUCAGUGCUGAUGAUUGGCAAUGUGGCAAGUGAGUGCCUUAGUAAUUCUGCUAAUUCAAAUCCAGUGAUCCAAAAUAAUAGUCUGUGAGUCAUGUGCAAAAUCCAAUGUGGAUUGCAUUCUUGCAACAUUUAACAUCCCUUGAUUGGACUGGAUGAUCAGAUGAUUUAUUUUUCUAUUGGAUCUGAUUGGAUUUUGCUGUUUUUAGUCUGAUUGAACCAGUUUCUUUCCUCAGUCAUUAAUCAUUAAUCUGCCCAUGUGUAUGUUUAAAGUGCACAUGACAUGAAUUUUUUUCCUUAAUUUUACUGCUUUAAUUACUAGGAAGUACCCUUCAAGUGAUGAAGAAUGGUGGUAACAGUUUUUUCAUAUCUCAUCUCAAUCCAGAGUUAUUACAGUUUUUGUAAUUUGAGCUAUGACCUCAUAAGCUGUGCUAAAAGUUGCAAGAAAAACGUAAAGUGGAAUAUCUCCAACUAAGAUGAUUUAAGCAAAUGAAAUGAAACUUUGCACAGUUGUUGAGUGCAGUCACACAUACAUUUUUGGCAUGUUUAUGUGGUUGUCGAGGCAACGCCCUAGUUUCCAGUCCCCUGCCUUGCAUAAACUUAGCUUUAUACAAUCUCGUUCCCCGAGCCUGCGAUCCUCGGGAAGGAAUGCGAGGCUCUGGGAUAAUCCGUUUCAGGGAGGAAUCUGAUUGGCCGUUGAAAUGGAAUGCAUAGUUCAAUCUUAGCCAGGAUUCCUGGCUUCCGGCAACGGAUUAUCCCAGAGCCUCGCGUUCCUUCCUGAGGAUCGCAGGGUCGGGAAACGAGAUUGAGCUUUAUAUUUCCAACAACACAAGUGGCUAUUUCUGUUGUUUUCAUUGCUUAUGUUCUUUAUGGAAACAUUUUAGUACUUGUCAACUAAAAACUGUGAAACAGGCACUUUUCUUAGCCAGUAUACAGCAGGAACCAUGUGACUUGAUGCACGGAGACUGGGAACCAGUGCGUUGCCUUGACAACCACACAAACAUACCAAAAUGUAUGUGUGACUGCACUCAACAACUGUGCACUCAACAACUGUGCAUUUGCUCAAAUCCUCUUGGAGAUAUUCCACUUUCAGUUUUUCUUGCAACCUUUAGCACAAUGUAUGAUGUCAUAGCUCAAAUUACAAAAACUGUAAUAACUCUUGAUUGACUGUAACCUGACCAUUCUUCAUCAUUUGAAGGGUACUUUCUAGUAAAGCAAUAAAAUUAAGGCCAAAAAAUUCAUGUCAUGUGCACUUUAAUUAAACCAUUAUUCAUUAAGUUGCAUUGCGCUGUACUUUCUUAUUUUACUCGAUCUCAUGUCUAAUGCCAAACAUUUUUCGUUUCCGAAGUCUUGGAAGAGCAUUUGCUGUGUUUCCUGAGAGGAAUUUUUGUGAAUUUCUUGCAUUUAAAAAUACAAGAUUUUGUAACUUUUUACACUUCACUCUCUGUAUGCAAUCACAUGUGUUCCUAUUUAUAUAUUACAUAAUAUCAAUGUACAGUAAUAACAAACUGUUACAGAUAAUAUAAGGUGAUUGUAAUUGCUUGUGCAAGAAAGAAAUGAAGUACAUGCUUGUACGAAAAGAAAUUAUAGAAUCCUUGUGGAAAGAAAUUAUAGAAUCCUCCUGUGUGACCCAAGGCACUUUUUUCCAUGCACUUACUAAGUGCCAAUAUAUUCUGCAUACAUUUCUUUUGUACUUCCCAAGACCAAAAGCAAUCAUUCAGUCCAUAAAAUAACUUAAUUCACUUUGUCUAGAAAAUUGUUCUUUCAUCUUUAUGAAAAUGCACGCAACACUGCGCAUGCAUACAUAUGUUUUUAGAUAUGCAGUGUUUGGCGUGGCACAAGUUUGAUCUAGCACAGCCUGCAUAGGGCGCUUGAUGUACCACCUCUCCAGGGCUUGUCUAAAGAAUAUUACCUUCAGAUCCAAGAUAUCCAAUGCACAACUUGGUUUCAAAAGUAAAUAAAUAAUGUUCAACAUGAAAGUUUACAGGAAGUUUUACUGAUUUCUAGACUGAAAUAAAAUACAAUGUCUGCGAAGGUUACGACCAAAAAAUCAUAAGACGUCGUUCUUUUAAGCCUGUUAUUUUACUCUGUCUAAUGCCAGACGAUUUUACUCGUUAGGGGGAGAGUGCAUGCUGCCACUCUAUGGAUUAAUUUGCACCAAAGGUCUUUUUCUGUGAAAAUUGAGCGUGGGUGAAGCAGGUGAUGAAGCGGUGUAUAUAUAUAAUAUAUAUAUUGAUCUAUUGUGAUGGUUUUUGCCAACACGUUGCGUUUUUCAAGAUAAUAUAUAAAGCAAUAUUAAGUGAAACCUUUGCCAGGAUUUGAGUGAAGAACACCAACGAAGAUGUUGUGAAAGAUGCAAUGUGAGAAAACGAACGUUAUCUCUGUUCUGGCUCUAUAUAUAAAAAACAUCUGGAGAAGACCUCGCUGGCGUCAAGAUAACUAGCUGACUGAUGUAUUGACUAGUAGUCUGACCACUGCGUAGGGUACCAAAAAUUCUGACUUUGCAGAUUGUGUUUCACGUUGGAAGAUCAGAUCUUUAACGUGAAACACAAUCGGCAAGUGCAACUGCAAACUGCCAAUUGCUGUUAAUGAAUUCAUCAUAGACUCAAACUGCCACAGGAACAGCGUCGAAAAGCUGUAAUACGAUCGCAACUUACAAACGUCAAGCUUUCAUGAAGCCAUGCAUCUGACUUAGCGCUACAUAGUCUGUGUAUUCAUGCCUUGUAGAUAACGAAAAAGUACGAAACAACGUUUGCGUGCGAACAAUUGCGCUGUGGAGUCCGAGAGUGCAUGUUAGCGUCAUGCCUCGCGUCAUGCUAUAUAAAAAUUGAAACACUGUCAAAAUUUUUCGAAGCUGGUUUGCAUAUAUAUAUUUUCUGCGUGGUUAAGUGUUUUCACUGUUUUGUUUCCUGAGUUAUGUUACUCUGAUAAUUAUAGGAGUUUGUAGACAGAUUUUGCAUAUUAAAGAUGCUGGAAGCGUGAAAAGGGUUAUUCAUAAUAAUAUUAAUAAAUGUUCUCUGAUCGUAAAAUAUUUAUUUAAUAUUUUAUGAUGUGGCUGGAGCCGGAGCUCAGAGCUAUAAUUCGGCCGGAGCCAGAGCUAAAAAACCGGAGUUUGCACAGCACUAGUCAGGCGCCGCAUUGUCGAAUCGCGUCCGAUGCAUGUGUCUCGGCCUUUACGCAGUACUUUCUGCAAGUACGAAUUCUUGGUGAGUCGCACGUUGUGAUCUUGCAGCUAGACUCUGGCAGCUAGACAGUUCCAGAGCUUGGAGCUCUACAGACGUAUCUUCGCAAUUGUUUAUUAUUACUUUAUGUUAUUGCUUCAACCGCUAUUACUUAAUUUAUCGUAACCAUCGUUUGAACAAGAUUUUAUAAAUACACCAUAGCUGCAAUGAGAUAUUAAAUAAACGGGAUGUAAAGCACCACGAGCGCGAGUUAUCCGUGCAAGACGACGACUGUGGUGAAAAACGUCUCAUAUAUAAAUAUGGCGCAAUGCGACGUGAUUUAUAGUUCCACCCCCCUCUCUCGCUUUAAGGAUGGAAGGAGUAACCGUCUCAUGUUAAACAGAAAAGGGGAAGAAUAAAAAAAUUUUUUAAUAAUGAGGGGUUACUAAAAGGGAGUGGGUUGAUUUAAAAUGGGGGCGAUGAGCAAAAUACUGUCAUGAAGAUUGCUGAGGAAGACGUUUUUCAAAGUGCAGAAAAUCAAGACAGGAUGAUCUUACAGAGCCCAAAAAAAUUUUCGUUAGAAGCAUUUCGUGCUAUGUGCAAGCGUUAAAGGUUAACCUGUCAAAUUUGUCUCUCUGAAACAGCUGUCGUUAAAGAAGGGUUGGAAAGUUUUGAAAAAGGAGGGACAUUGGGGGUAUUGAUAAAAUGGGGGGAGGGGGGAUACAACACCUUUCCGAACUGUGCUUUGGAUGAAGUGAAUAAAGAUCUGACAGAUGAGAAACCACGCAACAUGAAUUGGAAGAAGGAAUGCAAUUAAUGAUGAUCACGUACAUUAUUAUUUAUUCAUUCGCCAAAAAAAUAUUAUAUACAAGAAGUGGGCUAUAGGGGCCUACUAGAAACCUUUUAUUAAGGCCCAUAAAUUUCAAGAUUUUACAUUCUAUUACAUGAUUUUACAAAAUGUUACAUGGUUUGAAUCUAAAUUUGGACAUCAUUGUUAAAUACCACUCUUACUGCUUCUGUAUCUUAAUUGUUCUGCAUAAUAUAAAGCCUAUUGGGCGAGCUUGCUAUUUGACGUGAGAUUUUUGUAGCAGAUAAAUAUAAAUAAAAAAGAACUAAUGUUUAAGUGAUAUGAAUAUCUCAUGCUUUUAAAUAUGGAUUUGAAAGUGUGUUCUCCCUUGUUCGAAUCUGACAUGGGUAAACCAUAUGUUGAAUACUGUGUUGGGUUUUAUUAUUUUCUUUAUUUACUAAUUCGUCCAAAACAUUACAUUAACAAAUAUGGAAAUAAAAUAUUUACAAGAUGUGGGCUAGGGCCUUCUAGAAACCAUAAGGAGGCUUUUAUUUAAGACCUUAUAAUACUGUAUUAAAUCUUAAAUAUUGAAUACUGUACUUGGACUCUUAUAGUACAUUGUUAUUUUUUUACAGAUGUGGAAACAUAAAUUGGGCUCGACGCUCAACAUGCAAUGUUUGCAAUGCACCAAAGGUUGGCCAUAAGGAAAGAAGAACAGGUAUUUUAUAUGAAGUUGAAAAGUUCUUUGUGAAUGAUAAUUUCGAGUGAAAGCUUUGCUUGAUUUGAACUAACCAGGAGCAUGCAGCUGCGGAAAUAUAAGUUUGUAAUUUUUGCACUCCGGGAGGAGUCGAACUGCGAUUCUGGUGCAGCGUUGUGACAAGUGAGUUAUAGAGUCAGUUGCCAAGAACUAAUCACAAGUUCAUCGACAGAUGUCGUUAGCAAUGAUAUCAUCGAUAGAUUGUGGUUAGCAAAUGAAUGUCAUCGAUAGAUUUUAUAAAUAUACAGUAGGUACCCACUCUAUAUUUAUGUCUAUAUAUAGGACUUGGUGGAGGUUUUAAUGAACGUGAAAAUGUGGAAUAUGUUGAACGACAGGACUCUGACGAUGAGUAUGAUCAGGUAGCUAAACUACGCUUGAGAAACAACUUUGAUUAAGAAAUUAUUGCAUUCAUAAUAAGCUUGACAGUUUUUGUCACAUUUGAAUUGUCUGAAUAGCUAUACAAUGCAUCUCACAAUUGUUUAUAAUUUAAAUAAUUUAUAUAGUUUGGCAGAAAAAAGAAGAAAGGAGCAAGACAAAUCACUACACAGGUAUUUUUUGAAGAAACAGUUGAGGUUAUACACGAAAUCCAUUCAACUGCAUGCAUAAUUCGAGGAAAAUAAAUUUGGUAAACUCGUGCAUUCAGGGAAAACCAAAACAUUACAUCGCCACUAGGCUUACGGUGAACAGUUAAUCGGCACAGUGCCAUAUUAAUUUUUCCCAAUUCAAUUGUGAAAACCUAUUAAAUUUUACUGCUUAAGGUUCAAUUACGAUAUUUUGUAAAAUUGUAUAUCUUCCGUCCGCUUUCCGGGACUCGUUCGAGAACGCGUUGUGAACGAAAAUUGAACUGGUUCGUAAUGCGAACGUGGCAUUAAUGCAUUAGGCUCUGAACGGUGUGCUGUACCCAUAUGGUACCUAUUUUGUAGAACAACGAACAGAGACCACGAUUAAGUAUUGAAGAAGAUCUCCGACAAAGAAAUGUUGAAGCACCAGCAGAGGAGGAAGAUGAAGAUGACGAUGAAAGUGAUGUUGAUCUCUCAAAAUAUGAAUUGGAUGAUGAUGUAAGUUUCUUUAAAUUUGUGAAGAGAGAGCAUGGGGAUAGAUAAUCAUAUCCAUAUUAUGGAAAUCAUAGUUCAUUUUAUGGUGAGCUUGGUUAUGGUAUAAAUGAACAAUUUUUGUGCGAAUAUGCGUCCAGAAAUCGGUUGUAUUGAGUUUCCAUUAUACGUAUUAUUGUCCGUGUGUAUUUAUAUUUCGCUGAUGGAAAUCACAAAAUUUUCUCGUACAGAACUACAUUUUUAUUUCCCUUCAACCUAAGACUAAAUAUUAAUAAACAUUGUAAAAUAUAGGUCAGGAGGAAAUUAUACACUUAUUCAGUAAUACAUAUAGCUGAUUUGCAAUAAUUUACCACAAUAUUACAAUAUAAAACUGUGCAACACUAUCAAAACUAAUAAACGCGGUUUCACGUUUGCCGUACUUGCAAAUAUGAAAUUAAGAUUGACGUUUUUCUUCGCGUUCAAUCUUUUUCCGUCGAAACUAUAGGAUCCAUUUGAAUUGUGUCAUCCUGUCAAAAAAACAAAUGUCACUACCAAUUUGUUAAAAUGAAUUGAAAUAUGAAAGUAUAAAUGUAAGUAAGAAAUAUGCAAUUAUGUUUAAACACGGACUGUGAAAAGGUUAUCAAUGAUUUUGAACUUGCUUUAUCGUGACUAUUCAAAUGUAAACGUUUAUUAAUUAAAACGAUUCAAACCACGACUUAAAAUAAUCAUACCAAAAUGGCCACAAAAUAUUGAACUGACAUCGAAAUUUUCAUGUUUGUUCAUGAUCUAGAUAAGAAGAACGAAAGCCAUUACCAUAGUUGGAAAGAGCAUCUUUCAUCUCUUGGUUGCGAAUUGUUGUAAAAUGAGGAAAAUAUAGCCCUGUGAAGUUCGCAAAUUUUGUAUAUAUUUGUAUUACGCGCGUGAAAAAUAACCAUUUUUGAGGCGAAAGUGUUAUUUUUACAAAUAUAUACAAAAUAUGCGAACUUCACAGGACUAUAUUUUCUUCAUUUUACACCAUUAAGCAACCAAUCUUUGCAAUUUUACUCAUUCUAAGACGCUCUUUCUAGCUGUGGUGUUGGAUUUUGUUUUUCUUGCCUUGAUCAAAAUUUAGUCUAUAGCUGCAAUCACCCAUUGCAUAUUUUAGGACUCGAAUGCUCGUCGCAAAAGUGAAAGGCAUGUGUUAUAAGCACUGUGCCUCCCACACAUCUGCCACCAAAUAACAUCUGGUGAACUAAGUUUAUUUCUGUUUUAGGACGAAGAUGAAACUGCAGCCAAGACAAAUGAAGACUCACGGGACCAGGGAGGGUAAUCAUAUGACCUGACACCCCUGUGGGGUUCAGGUGGGACAAAACCAAAUGUUUUUUUUUUCUAUGAAAACCUCGACUUCUCAUGGAAUGGUCAUUUCGGCUUAUGUUACCGAGGACAGUUUCAGAGGACAAUUUCAUAUGUUUCAUUGUGCUACAGUAUGUGACACGGUGAAAGAGGAAAUCUUUGGAGUAAUGGAACAACGCUGAACUCACCGAUUUCGGCAUCGGCGAUUUCCUGGAUAAUCUGUUUUUCUUUCUGGCAGUAAAAUCCAUACCAAAUGUAUAACGAGUUAAAAAUUUCGUGUAUGCGUCACUGGGUGGGUGGGGACAAGUCCCGCAUGUUGGCCCGGGAUCAACUAUCAUUCUCCUUUGCCAAAACUACCUACAGUAGCAAAAAUUUGGAAUUGGCAUAAAGGCCAAACAUUGAAAAUAUAAGUGAACGUCCUCGUCGAGAAGUAAAAUAUCAUUGUAGUUUAAAUGUAAAUACUGUACCUUAACGUUACUGCUUUAUUUUAAGGUUGAAUGCAAAUGAUGGCGGUUCUAAAAGGUACUGUCCAGACGUCAAGCGAUUAGUCGCCAUUAACUUUCAGAAUAAGAGCAUUCGCUUGAAAAGUAUACUUUUCAGUAAUUGUAUCCCAGUGGCGGACAGUUCGCCAAAUUGUUUUUGGCGGGAGUAACCUCUCCGCAGAGGUUAUUAAUUCUACUUCGGACAUCGAUCUGCGGACAUAUCUCGGAGUUAUGUAUGAGUCAAAUCCAACCGCGAUCAGCCCGGAAACCCCAGGGCAUUUGACUUAACGUUACCUCCGUAUAGGCGGGAAUUUGACGGCCCGGGCAUUUGACCACUUGACAACAACUUGCUCAGCGGUUUUCCCUAAAAAUAUGUGUACAUUCUAGCGCUUCAGGAGUUUUUUAUUUUACGUCUUUUCUAUAGUUUAAAAAUUGCUUCUGAAUGAGUAAAUCACAAAUAUCAAUCAUAGAUAUAUGAUACAAUAUGCCCGGUUGAACAAAAAGAAGAACUGACUGACCUACUUUUCGUUCUUUUUAAUCUUGAAAUACCAAUUACUUUUUCAAAAGUCAAAUUCCCCGGGGGUUGCAAGGUUGAUCGCGGUUGGAUUUGACUCGUACAUUAAUAGGAGGGGAUUUAUUUUGCCACCAUCUUACCACUCAUUUACUACCCUUACUGUUGUGGAAAAUCUCAGUUCUUGUUUUAAAUUUCAUGGAAAUAUGAUUACUGUAGUUUAUAGCCUCCCAAAUACUUUCAUGAUUGUAAAAUUAUUGUUGCAGCUUUGUUUCACAGUUGUUCAGAUACUGUCCAGCCUCACUUCCUUACGGCUGACUUAAUCCGCGUCUUCUCUAACAGUGAUUUUCCUCUUUAAAGAUCGCGUUCUCGCUCUCCUGCAUUAGAUGACCGAAAUGUUCGUCGUCGUAGUUCAUCGUCCAGUUCUAGUUCGAGAUCAUCGCGGAGUUCAUCAUCACGAAGUUCUUCAUCGAGAUCGAAUGGUAGAAGGUUUGAAUACUCAUGUUUUCAUGAGAUCUAUUUUCCUGUGGGAUAGAACCACUGAUUUAAUCAGUGGAUAGAACACCCUGAAUUCUGCAGGAAUUGUGUAACACAUUGCUUCUUCAUGGAUUAAUGUUGGUAAAUCACAGACUAUAUAGUUACACGAUCCAACUUGCAAUGGUUUUGCAUAUUUUGUCACGCGUGGUAUAGCAAGUACGGUUUGUGUCACAGAUAUGUGUAUCCUCGUGUAUCUCCAUACUCGUAUCACUCGGGAUGCACAAGGGAUACACAAAACACUGUGACAACGGCAUUCAGUCUACAUUGCUGCCGGAACGACCAGGCUGUCCAGGCAUUUAGAAUCUAUUCAUAGGCUAAAUAGGGACUAUAACUAUUCGUAGACAGAUUGGCUAAUACAUAAGGCCACUACCGGUAUGCAACUAUUCCCUCCUCUUUCAAAAGGAUUUUUAAGUCAGAAGAACUGUUUAGGUUAUUUCUAGUGAAGGUGAUACAUGCAGGUGAAAAGAAAACCUUGACCACGCCGACUUAAAAAAUCUUCUACCAUUAAUUCCAAUUUCCAACACAAUCGGAACCUUGGUUGUAGACGUACUGUAUAUAACAAUGACUUUUCAAAUGUUGGUCUAAAAUGAAGAGCACCCCUGCUCUUUCCUGCCUGCUUUUUCCUGCCUGCUUGUUCCGGUGUCCAAAGGUUUACUACAGCUUUGAAUUUUGCGAACUGCAUUAUUUCUAGGAGUCGCUCAGGUUCCCGUUCAAGAUCAAAAUCCCCGGAAGAAAAAUAAACCAAAGUAAAGUACGUAUAAAUAUACGAACGUGAGGUACGUAAAGUACAGAUUGCGAAGACGAAGUGCUUUCAAUGAUGAUUCAUUAUGCAUGCUCAUUUAUCAACCCACGGUUCAACCAAGAACACGUUUAUUUUGGCAUGUAUUUAACAAAUAUAAAAAUUUUCCGUGUUGGUAUACAGUUAUAUCAACACGAGUGGGGAUUGGGAAAACGAGAAAUUCGAGUUCUCCCAAUUUCCACGAGUGUUGAUAUAACUGUAUAUCAACACGGAAAAUGUUUUAUAUUUGUUUUAUAAUAUAGCACAAAGAAAUAUAAAGAAAGAAAUUUUCCUAUGUUUCCGUGUUGACAUUGAGUUAUAUCAACACGGCUCUUAGCCAAUCAGCGUUCAGAAUUUACAAAUGCUAUAUUAUAAAUAUUAUUGGUACUGCAAAUUGAGGUGAAACAAUCAUCUGCCCGUCUUUUACAACUAUGUGGGUAACUAAAGUCCUCUGAUGCAGGCAAUCAGCCGGAAUAUAGGAAACACUUUACUACUUGUGGGUCGAGAAUCCAUGGAUUUUGAUACUUGUCAGGUACUUGUCUGAUUGAACACACCUAGACGUUUCAAGCGAAGAUGCUUGGUCAGGGGAUAUAAUAGCUAAGACAGUCAACUAAGACAGUUUUAUGGAUUUUUCACUUUCCUUGGGCUUCACUAAAUUGCAUGUUAUAAAUUAUCUUCCGCAAAGUUUUUGGAUCUUGGUCCAAGUAUACAGUUGUUUUACAGUUUAGUAGAAUUUUGUGCGUCAUUAUUUAAUACCCAGUUUAUUAUAAAACACACAAUAUUUACCGAGUUUUGACUAGUUCUUAUACGUAUUUAUAUUUCUCUGUUUUAGACCUGCCUUGUUCCUGCAUACUGUAUUUUGUUUUUGCUUGUGCAAUACUUUAAAUAUGCCAUGCUGUGUUAAUAAAUUGUAUUUUGCUUUCAGUUUUUGUAUCUUUAUUUUACUGCAUGUAAACAAUUUUAUAAAUAAAAGUUUUAAGUUUACUUCUGUCGUCAUUUAUUUCAUACCAUGUGUAACAUAGUGUAAAAUCAAGUAAUCGUGUCACUAGGCGUAUAGACCCAUUGCACAUGACGUCACAGCGCCGGUGACGAUGCAUCUGGAGGACAAAUUAGCAAUCUAUGCAUAAUAUAACUUCUGUAAACGAAGC
Messenger RNA from Paramuricea clavata, 11732 nucleotides. The record is from the annotation of a GenBank genome assembly. NCBI's taxonomy places the organism in Eukaryota, Metazoa, Cnidaria, Anthozoa, Malacalcyonacea, Plexauridae.